AACCCCCAUCAGUGGACGAUACCCCUGAAGCGUUGCCUAAAAUAAACACCAGCUAACCAACUACAUUUGAGGGUUUGGCCAUUAUUCUACUCAUCAUUAUUCACUUGUUAUUUUGAGGAAUCAAGUUAAUUAUCAAAGAAAAUCCAGUCUUCCUUCUCUACGUUUCGAAUCCAGUUUGCAUUAGAACGGUCCUUAUCUUCCGAUUUUGGGACUUAAGUCCUAUGAAAAUUCGCAUUUUCCUCUAGGAUCCAAAGAAAUUUGGAAGGACCACCUCCAACUGGAUAUAAAUUGUUUUAAUACAACUGCAACAUAUACGAUGAAAAGUAUUACUUCGUUCUUUCUGCUUAGCAGCUGCUAAGCAGAAGAAAUCUAGAUUUCUCUGCUUUAUAUAAAGCAUUUAGUUCAUCGUCUGCUCUAUACUUUAUGUAGCGUAUAACCUAAUGUACCGAAAGUGCGCUUGGUUAAUGAAUUCGUUUUUCGUCCUAAAUUGGUGAAGAUCUUUCAUUGAUAUGUUUCGUGAUGUCAGUCAUGAAAAUUGCUAAAAAACAACUCACAUACACUCCUAGCUACUGUGAAGAGAAUGUGUACAAGCUCUUAGAAUAUCUGAGGGGGUUCGGUAACUUACGUUGUGGAUACGUUGUGUUUUUGUCCAAUGUAAACAAAUCUGUAAGUUGUCAUCAAAGUCUAUUAAACCAGAUACUAGGUUGGUUUGUUCGCCCAAGUAAAGGGAGAUCCUCAAAUGGACCAUUUCAUCAUAUGGGACUACCACGUUUUUCUUAUAUACGACGAUAUGUCUAAUUACUGGGUUUAUGACUUUGACUCACUACUACCGUUUCCCACCCCAUUUGUCCAGUACCUAACACACGGACUCCGGCGGAACACCGUCCUACCAGAAGAACUACAUAGGUCCUAUCGAGUUAUCCCUGGCGUCGACUACUUAAAUCACUUUUCAUCAGACCGUAGUCAUAUGCAGCGUGGGGAUGGCAGCUGGAUAGCACCACCACCAACUUAUGAAUGUAUAUGUGGACAGAGUUCAAGUUCGCCAAAUACUUUACCUUUCUACUGGGAUAUGACAUCCAAUAUAGUUGAGAACUUAUCACUAACGAGCAGUGUUUAUGGAACUGUUUUAACUGAAAGCGAGUUUUUCAAAAAAUUCUCUGGUGUUUAGCUUAUUAUCAUAACCAUUUGGGAACGAUGUACUAAACAAUUUCAUUUUAUUGACUACAAAGUUUUCUUUCAGUUAACACGAAAUAUAUUUCAGUUCUCUUUACCGACUUCCUCCAAAACUCAACAUCAACUCGACCUUACAUAGUACCAUCGAGUAGUUUAGCCUAUUGACUAUAAUAUGAAGGCAUUAUUUUCUGAUCAUACUUUCUGGAUAUUAUUCCUUCCUAUAAUAGUCUAAAUAUCUCUCCAAUAUUUUGGUAUUCCAAACAAUAGUAAGCUAGUAUGCAAUUUGCGACUUACUUUUCAAUGUACAUCAUUGUGAUC
Molecule: messenger RNA, 1491 nt
Organism: Schistosoma spindalis
Lineage: Eukaryota; Metazoa; Platyhelminthes; Trematoda; Strigeidida; Schistosomatidae
Source: the annotation of a GenBank genome assembly